Molecule: messenger RNA, 2637 nt
Organism: Uloborus diversus
Lineage: Eukaryota; Metazoa; Arthropoda; Arachnida; Araneae; Uloboridae
Product: beta-1,4-glucuronyltransferase 1-like
Exons: 2
Coding region: 1-1311 (436 amino acids)
Molecular function (GO): glucuronosyltransferase activity
Source: RefSeq, a predicted model, not a curated record
AUGCGGCAGCGUUGGCGCCCGUCAUGCAGUCGAUCCUCUCUCUUCAUCUACAUCACAGCAGUCAUCAUCUUCACGCUCUGCAACCUGUUAGCCAUGAUUCUCAUUCUAAAGACGAUGCGAGGGAAAAUGGAAAGCUUGCCCAUCCCGAAGUUCGGAGCUGACGGUUUAGGGCCUUCUCAGGACGGUGGACUGCUUAUUGGCAACUUGCUAUCCAGCUUUGUCUUCAAUUUCAACCAAUCGUCUUCCAGAACGGAUAGCAGGAGGACUUAUAUCAUCCACGAUGCUGUGGUGGUCGGCAAUGCCUACCACAGUCACGUCGGUCACGUGACCCUCGCGACGCAAUGCUCGGUUGAUCGACUUCAUCUACUUCUUGAAGUUGCCCAUGCCUGGAAGGCCCCGAUGUCCGUAGCAGUUUUCGUGCCAGGUAUAGACUUUUACAUUGCGAAAGUGUACAUAGCAUACUUGAGGCUCUGUUCUCAGGUCAUCCGUACCAAUGCCACUUUCCAUUUCCUGUACCAUCGGGACAUGCCACCACCGGACAUUGAAACCCAAGAUCACAACCGUCAAGCAGUUCCAGCUUGCUCGCGGAGUGGAGAAGCUUUGCCGCUGCUUUUGCGCUAUCGUACUGGCAGCUUCAGACGGUGGUGGCAACAAGCUCUACAUCCUCAAAACCACUUGCGAAACGUGGCCCGACGAGGCGCAAGGACUCCUUAUCAUUUCUUGACAGACAUCGACAUCAUGCCGGUUCCAGGGCUGCCGCGGCAGUUGGACGUUUUUCUGGCAACUUCCGAGCAUGCGCAUUCGUGUCCUAAGUGCGUUUAUGUGGUGCCAACGUACGAGAUGCCCGAAAGACUUCCAGUGCCCAAAAGCAAAACUGAGCUAGUAGAGAGAGUGAGGAGAAAACAGAGUCGGCCUUUCCACGCCAAAGUGUUCAUUCACAAUCAAUAUGCUACGAAUCAUACUCUGUGGGAAAAAAUCCCAGAUUCACACAGGCUUGAAGCAGCAUAUAAAAUAACCAAUUAUGAGUUUUUUUAUGAACCUUUUUAUGUCGCCAAAGCAAAUGUACCUCUUCAUGAUGAAAGGUUCAUUGGAUAUGGAUUCACAAGGAAUACUCAGGUGUUUGAAAUGCAUUUGGCUGGCUUUGAAUUUUGGGUCCUAAAUCCUGCCUUUGCUGUCCACAGAGGAGUCCAAAAUAAAAGAGGAAGAGGAGCUUGGAGAGAGCGGCAGAAUAUCAUUAACAGGAAACAAUUUAUACGUUUCAAACACGAAAUGGCUCUGAAAUACAGAUCGCACGGCAAGAACAGGUCUUGAAAGCUUUAAAUAAGUACUUGGGGAAACUGAAUGCUUAAACCAAUGUUAUUUUAAUACGUAAUUUGAUACUUUGCUCGAACCAUUGGCAACAUAUCCAGAAUUUAAGAGCGUGAAUCAUUUUAUUUUACUUGUUUGAAAGAUGUUUAUGUAUGUUUUACUUCGAAUCAACUCCGCUAUCCUCGUAUACUUUGAUUUUAUAAGCACUUCCUUAUAAAGAAAAUUUGUUUAUUCGUAAUUACUUCAUACUAAGAAAAAAAAAUUAAACCAGAGUUUAUUAAGCUAUUAAUGGUAACAUGAACUAGUCAAUAACAUUAAAACAGCAUUAUGUGCAUUUUUCCUUUCAGAACAUAAUCUUUUUUUAACCAGAAAUGUUUAUUUAGUUUGCGUCCCAAAUUUUAAUAAUUGAUAGUAAGGCCCCUAUAUAUACGAGCCGACUCAUCAACUUAAGAUCAGCCAUUUUGGAUCGGAGCGCGCGUUUGAGUGGUUGUCUUUUCUGGCCAGUUAUCGCGUUUGGUGAUUGUUCACUGUGAGCAAUUAUUAGCGGCACAUGAAUUGUUUAUAAAAUAAAAUAAUUUUUUCGGCAAAUUUGGCGAAAUCUGAAACUUUGCUGUGGUAACCUUAGCAGUGCAACAAUGAAAAAUCCGAUCCAAAAUGGCUAAACUUAAGCUGAUGCGUCAGCCUAUCUAUAUAGCGGCUCUAAUUGAUAGUGCAAGGUAAACCUUAUAUCUGCUUAAACGUCUGACUUCUAUUGCAAAGGUAUCGAAACAAAAUUCGAAGUGAUCUUAUUAAUCUAAAAUUAUGAGUGCUAUAAGUAUGUAAAUAAAAUAUUUUGCAAAUAAUAUUUUCUAGUCAUAAAAUGUAUUUUCUGAUUGAGAGUUUUUUUUUUAUAAAAACAGAAACAGCUAUUUCAUAAUUGAAAGUUAAAUUCUUUAUUUUAAUCAAUAAUUCUAAGGUUCUAACUGAUGGCUAAAAUUCUCCACUGUUUAAAUUUUGUUAUAAAGAAUAGUAAAUCCUAUAGUCAGUCAAAUAAAGAUAUAAACUGUCAAGUAAAUAUUUUCAUUUAUUAUAUGUUUUCUGCAAUUAUAUUAUAAUCGCUGCAUGUCAUAUGCAUUGAGUUCCCUAUAAAUAGUGUACACUGAUGAAAAAAAUUUGAGAUAGUAGGCAUAUUACCUUAUUUGAACAUAAUUAAUCAGUUUUCAAUUCACUGUAACCUGUGAGUGAAUUUCAAGUUUAUUCUUAAUCAUUUUGGAAAAUUGGUGAUAAAAACUUUUGUGCCAAUAAUGCAAUUUUUAUAUAAAAAUUUUAAUUACUAUGGACAGUGGUUAA